Colletotrichum tamarilloi is the source of this 1761-nucleotide messenger RNA. Its product is annotated as 2-methylcitrate dehydratase. The transcript is spliced from 3 exons. Lineage: Eukaryota; Fungi; Ascomycota; Sordariomycetes; Glomerellales; Glomerellaceae. The annotation marks the transcript as partial. The record is from RefSeq and is a predicted model, not a curated record. Gene Ontology annotation, molecular function: 2 iron, 2 sulfur cluster binding; 2-methylcitrate dehydratase activity. Gene Ontology annotation, cellular component: mitochondrion.
ACCCAAAUAUCAUUGAUACCCCCCCAAAGGCCAUCCACUUCUCACCACUCUUCUCCCAAUCAAUUGACCUGCAUACAUCCAUCACACCUCCUCGCGGUCAUGUCUGCGGCGGUCAACCGAGGUCUCAGGACAGCUUCCCGAUCAUUGCGUCUCCAAUCGCGAAGCGUCCGCCUGGCCACUCCUCUCCGCGCCGGUCUCGCCUCCACUAACUUUGCCGCCCGCUCCGCACCUCAACAAUCCCACAACUUCACCACCUCAUCUGCGAGACAGAGCGCCGCACCAGCCAUGGCCGAAGCGAGAGAGUACGAUCCUGAGAUCAAGGACAUUGCCAACUACGUCCAAAGCUACAACGUCGAUUCCGAGCUUGCUUUCGACACCGCACGAUGGGUUUUCCUCGACACUCUCGGCUGUGGUCUUGAGGGCCUCCGCUUCAAGGAGUGCAGCAAGCUCCUGGGUCCCAUUGUCCCUGGCACCGUCGUUCCCAAUGGCCCCAAGGUCCCUGGUACCGACUUUCAGCUCGACCCCGUCAAUGCCGCCUUCAACAUUGGUGCCAUGAUCCGUUGGCUCGACUACAACGACUGCUGGCUCGCCGCCGAAUGGGGACACCCUUCCGACAACCUGGGUGCCAUCCUGGCCGUGGCCGACUGGAUCACUCGUACCAACAAGGCCGGCGGUAACAUUGCUGGCGGCAAGCAGUUCACCAUCCGCGAUGUUCUCGAGGGUAUGAUCAAGGCUCACGAGAUCCAGGGCUGCUUGGCUCUUCUAAACUCCUACAACAAGGUCGGCCUCGACCACGUUGUCCUCGUCAAGGUCGCCAGCACUGCUGUUGUCUCCAAGAUGCUCGGCCUCAACGAGAAGCAGAUUGCCGACGCUGUCACCCAGGCCUGGGUCGACGGCCAGAGCUUGCGCACCUACCGUCACUCCCCCAACACCAUGUCCCGCAAGUCAUGGGCUGCCGGUGACGCCUGCCAGCGCGCCGUCAACCUGGCGCUCAAGGUCAUGAAGGGCGAGCAGGGCAUUCCCACCGUUCUGUCUGCCCCCGUCUGGGGUUUCUACGAUGUUCUCUUCAAGGGAAAGAAGUUCGAGUUCCAGCGCCCUUACGGCAGCUACGUCAUGGAGAACGUUCUCUUCAAGGUCUCCUACCCUGCCGAGUUCCACUCCCAGACUGCCGUCGAGGCCUCUUCCAAGAUUCACCAGCAGCUCAAGGCGAUGGGCAAGUCGGCGGCCGACAUCAAGGGCGUCACCUGCCGCACGCACGAGGCCUGCAUCCGCAUUAUCGACAAGCAGUUCAAGCCCAUGGACAACUUUGCCGACCGUGACCACUGCAUCCAGUACAUGGCCGCCACCAUGCUCGUCUUUGGCCGCCUCGAGGCUACCGACUACGUCGACGGCAGCGAGGCCGCGACCUCCCCUCUCGUCGAGUCCCUGCGCCAGAAGUUCAAGUGCGUCGAGGACCCGCAGUUCACCAAGGACUACCACGACCCCGCUCUCCGAACCAUCUCCAACGCCCUGACUGUCGAGUUGAACGACGGCACCGUGCUCGAGGAGGUUGUCGUCGAGGCACCUCUCGGUCACCGCCUGAGAAGAGAGGAGGCCAAGCCCGAGAUCCUCAAGAAGUACAAGAGGCACUUGGAGCCCCACUUCGAUGCCGGCAGGGUCAAGCAGCUUGUCGACCUUGGCCUGGACCCCAAGAAGUUGGAGGCCACUCCUGUGGAUGAGUAUGUCGAUCUGUAUGUUGCCAAGGACAGCAAGUUCAUCUAG